AAACUUUUAGAAAUCAACCUCAGAAGAUUUUUUAAUAUGGCGUGUACUGUAAAAUUUUCUGUGUAAAUUUUCAUAUGAGGAUAAAAACGAGAGAAAAAGAGUCAUCAUGUAUGCGAACUAUAAAAGUUCGUUGGCAGGAACUGCUACAGCAAUGAAAGGCGUUUUUGCUUUUAAACAGCUCAAACCAAACGUAAAACCUAAAGCCAAAACAAAUUCCAGAAGCCACGCAGGUGGGCGUGUGAUGAUCAGCUACAGCUGGGCUCAAAAAGAAAUCGUACUCAAGAUUCGAGAUGAGCUUGAUGAAGCUGGCAUAAGUCUCUGGUUUGAUGAAGUCAAUAUGGAGGGCUCGACACUGGAAGCGAUGGCAGAAGGAAUUCUAGGUUCUGAUCUAAUACUGAUCUGCAUGUCGGAGAGCUACUUCAACAGUCAGAACUGUCGUUCAGAAGCUGAAUACGCGUACAAGAAAAAAAGGAAAAUAAUCCCGUUAAUAUUGGAACGAGGCUACAAACCUCAGGGGUGGCUGGACUUUCUGAUUGGUUCAGAACUUUAUCUUGACUUCACGCAGGAACCGUUUGAUGAAAAGGCUAAAAAACUGAAGUCGGAUAUAAAAAGUAAACUAAAAAAAAUCUCUUUGGCUCCAUGAAUAAUAAUUGAUCAAGUUAAGCGUUUAAUGCUUCGUCAUUUAUCGACACUGGCGAGUGAAAUUUCGACCACUUCUAACAGACCAAUUCGUUUUAAAUAUGGCACGUGGGUCAAGUCCACAAGUGAGAAUGCAACCGGACAUUAAAUUGACUUAAUUGUAUGCCUGGUUAAUUUAUAUGAUUCAAUUAAAUUUUUUAAUAUAAAGUACUAUUUACCGCGCUAUUGUAAGCACAUGUUUGUGUUCUCUAGCAGUACAUUCAAUCUAUGUUUAUUAAACAAGCUGAUUGUACACUUAGGAGUUUUGUUUGACUUAAUAAUAGAUUAUAAGAUUAUGGUUUGUAAUAUCAAUGUCUUUUAAGUUGAUACGUUUAUGGCAUAACCUUUAUUCCAGAGAUAAUGUACUUAAAAUUAAUUAUUUUUGUAUGACUAAUUUUUGAUGUAACAUGAUAACGUUGAUAUUUUAAAUUGAUUGUUUCUAUUUUACUUAGGUGUUAUAACAUAAAAAU
Molecule: messenger RNA, 1148 nt
Organism: Physella acuta
Lineage: Eukaryota; Metazoa; Mollusca; Gastropoda; Physidae
Biological process (GO): signal transduction
Source: RefSeq, a predicted model, not a curated record